CACCAUCCGUCCCGACGGGCGCAGCCGCGGGGGUUCUCCCCUAAAGCCCCGCUCCAGCAAGGGCAUCCCGGCUCCCUCUCCGGGGCAUGCUGGGUCGGGACACUUGGAGGCGGUCAGCCAGGUUUGCUUUCCCCAGGGCUGGCAGAGAGAGGGUUCUCUCUUUUCCUCCUCCUUUCCUUCCCUUCCCCCCCCCCCCCCACCUCCUCUCCGAGCCUGUCCUUGGUAACGUUGUUUGUUUUGGUCGGCGAGUGCCAAACUCCAGCCUCUGGUAACUGUUAAAAACAUGGAGCCGGGGGAGGAGACAGGCAGCUAAACAGAUGGAGGAAGAGGAGGAGCUGCCGGCUCUGCCGCUCCCCCCACGACCUGCUGAGGGGAGACGUCGAGGGGCUGGGGGGAGGUGGGUGGGGGACGGUGGCGAGAAAGACGUCCCCGUUCUCCCUUCGGGGGUUGUGUCCCCUGGCCACGGCCCGGGGGGUCGCGGUGCCUGAAUGUCGGAGUAGCACAUCUUGAAGUUUUCAUGCCAGACGAGUGAUUAACAAGACCUCUUGGGCCAGUACACUGCUAACAACGUUAACCAAAGCUUUUGAUGGACCACGUUCAACAUUAACCUUUUUGAGGUCUUGUUUACUGUAGCAGCUAAAGUGACUCAGAAUGCCUCUCAAUGAUGACCAGAGCAGUGAUUCAGAUUCUUCACGCCUCUCUGAAAGCACAGCUUCUUCCAGCGAUUCUGAGUAUUCAAGACAGAGCUUUAACAGUGACUCUUCAAGCAAACCCAGUUCCCCAGCGUCAGCAAGCCCUCCCAAGAUGAUUACAUUUGAUGAACUGAUGGCAGCUGCAAGAAACUUGUCAAACUUGACUCUAGUUCAUGAAAUCGCUGUAAAUGCAAAUUUUUGCAUAAAAAAUGAAGACUUCCCACAGAACAGCUUUGCAGGAACAGUGAAAGAAAUUGCACACAAGGCAUUCUGGGAUCUCUUGGAAUCAGAACUGAAUGAAGAUCCUCCAGAAUAUGAACAUGCUAUCAAGCUCUUUGAGGAAAUUAAGGAGAUUCUUCUUUCCUUCCUGACUCCUGGAGCAAACAGGAUUCAAAAUCAAAUCUGUGAAGUUCUAGAUGCAGAUCUUAUAAGACAGCAGGCAGAACAUAAUGCUGUUGAUAUUCAUGGGCUAGCUAACUAUAUCAUCAACACUAUGGGAAAGUUAUGUGCUCCAGUAAGAGACAACGAUAUAAAACAGUUAAAAGCAACUGACAAUGUAGUAGAAUUACUGAGGCAAAUAUUCCGUGUUUUGGACCUGAUGAAAAUGGAUAUGGCUAAUUACACAAUUCAAAGCCUUAGGCCAUACCUUCAGCAUAAUUUGGUGGACUAUGAAAGAGCAAAAUUCCAGGAAAUUCUUGAAGAAACACCAAGUGCCCUGGAUCUCACAACAGAAUGGAUAAAGGAAUCAAUAGAAGAUGAACUGUCAUCUGUUUCUGAUGAAUUGUCAUCAUCUCCUGGUGCUGAUAGUAGUUCUAAACCAAUUAUUAGUCCUACACUGGUGCUAAAUAAUGGCUAUUUGAAACUGUUACAAUGGGAUUAUCGCAAAACGUUUCCAGAGACUCUAAUAACAGAUGAAGUUCGUCUUCAAGAGUUGAGAGAGAAGCUCAAUCAAUUAAAAAUCAUAGCUUGUGUCUGUCUCAUAACAAACAAUAUGGUGGGUGCAGCGAUUGCAGAUGUGCCUGAUUUUGCUGACCAACUGAAAAGGAUCUCUCUUCCUCUUCUUGAAGGCAUGAACAAGAAAACUUUUGAUCUUAAGGAGGCUCUGAAUGCUAUUGGUGUCCAGAUUUGCAGCAAAGUGAACAGAUCUCUAACUGAACGAGGUCUUCCCACUCUUGAUGCGGAUAUGCAGAGUAAUUUAAUAGGUCAAAUAUCUCAUAUUGUUGAGGAGAAUAAUCCCAUCAGUUCCUUGAUUGACAAACGAAUCCAGUUCUUCAUGAGAAGCUUGCUUGCUCUUCCAAAUUUCCAGAAGUGUAUGCCUGCUAUGCCAGGAGGCCUUUCUGUCAUUCAGUCAGAGAUGGAAUUUGUUGGAUCUCAAUAUGCAAGCAUUGUAAACUUCAAUAAAAGAGUGUAUGGACCAUUCUAUGCAAACAUACUUAGAAAACUACUUUUUCCUGAGGCACCAGUGGGGAAAGCAGAAACAGAAACACCUACCAAUUAAAAAAAUGACCUAUUCCCAAGACAGCCAUCUGGCUCCCCAUUUAGAACAGCCCACUCCAGUGACUGUUAAUGAGCGAGAUCUUGUAAAUGUAUGCAGAUAGCUUCUGAAAUUCACUGGAAAUAAAUUAAUUUCAAGGCCAUAUGUAUGCUAAUAGACUAAAUUUGUUUAAUGGAUUGUGUCACUUGUAAUAUCCAGUGAAUUAUUAGUUUUCAAGGCAAAUGUUUAUGACUUAGAGUGGGUAAGAGCUGGCAAAGUACUUGAUACGAUUGAAAAAUUAUGUUUUAAGUUAAAUAUAUUUACAUAGAGCAAUACAAUUAUGAAAUAGCAAAACGAUUGUAGAUAAAAUGUAUUUUUUUAGAGCAACAUCUUAUAAAACAAUUGUUUCUCAAAAGACUUGGAAACAAAAAAAGACAGCAUAACUGCUUUUGUGACCAAAACCAGGUUCAUAAUAAGCCAAAUUCUGGUACUCCUGCAACUACUGGCCUUAGCCAAUAGCCAGAACGUAGCCUCUUACAUCAAGGAUUGCCAGUAUUAUAAACUGUUUGGAGUAAGCAGUUAUAGAAGCAGCAUUCAUCAUUUAAAGUAGGAAUUAUUCAGAACUUCUCAACUGUAACUGAGGAAUGAUAAACACCUAAAACAAUGAUUGUGGAAGGGUGGAGUAAGGUUCUGUAUAUAAUGUUUAUAAGCAUUUUGUUUAUUCAGUGGAGGUCACACAGAUCUUAAGUCUUUAAUAUGUGUAUGUAGUGAUCUUUGAUCUUAAUGGGUAUUGAGUACUUUAAAGUUAGGUCUUUCUGACCUUUAUUCCCAGACUUGAGGAUGACCUUAUCAAGUACCACAGAACAAUUUCCCCUUUUGUUGGAUGAGGCCAUAAGCUUUUUAAAACAUUCUUGGGUCUGAAAGCCAGAACCCAAAUGAUUAGUCACUCUUGAAAAUGUGGUUGGAUUCACUUUCACAGAGUCUGUGAGAAAUAAUGCAGUUUUUUUCAAAUCCUUCAGAAUAGAUUGUGAUACUUAGUUCCCAUUUAAGGCAACAGGAAUCUUGCAUACAAAAAAUACUUAGGCUUAAAAUUAAAUGUGGAAGUAGACUUCUGUAAGUUUACAUAGGCUUUAUUUUGCAUAAAACAGAUUACUGGGAGUAGAUACUGCUGGAAUAAAUGUUCAUGUCUAUGAAAUGGAAUUAUUUACUUGAAAAUGAUUUUUUUAAUAUAUUAACAUAUAGUGAUCCUUUUAAAAUGACAAAUAUAAAUUCCAUGUGGUACAAGUUAUAUAGCUUGGUUUUAAUAUUUUAUAUUACAAUCUAUUUUUUAUGAAGAGACAGAAAUUGCCCAUAAAAGCUUAGUGUCACAAAUUUAUGUACAAUACUAUGUCUGUCACAAAGGUCUGAACAACUGGGCAUUAUUAUCACUAUGGUUUUGUAGUCCAUUUUUACAGAACUGUGUACUCUAGUAAGGGAAAUUUAUUUCUAGCCAGUUGUUCCUUGGUGUUCAAGGACUUUGGCUGUGUGCACAUGAUAAGAAGAACUUUAUUCAAAAUGUCUUUUUAGAAAAUAAUUUCUCUAGUGCACUUCUCUAUCCCUUGUAAAAAAAAAAAAAAAAGCACAAAAUAAAGAUCAACAUGUAUUUUAAAGGGAACUGUCUCCUGAAACCUAAAAACCCUGAGGGAAAAGGAACUCUUAGAACACAGUAAUUGUGCCACUCAGUAAAAUGGGCUUGCUCAGAUGAAUAUGAAGUUUUGAUAUGCAACUCGAAAGUCAUCAAGAGAAGAAUGUGUUUCAAAAGUAAUUAUGUGAGUCAAGUCUUAGUCAUUUGCUGUGUCUUUAGAAAGAACCUGAACUAUUUUGAGCUGCAGCCAAAAGGGGUUUUUAUGAACAUUUGAAGAUGAUUUAUGACAUGAUUAUGAACUUUUUAUCAUAUAUAUGCAUUCUAUGGGAAAAAUAUAAAACUGUAGAUCUCUAAUGUACUGGGGAAACUGUCAUACUAGUUUUUACCAGUAAAUAAUCACAAAAAAUGAGAAUUCAUUGGGUUGGGGUUUUUUUUAUGAUUAAGGUGACUUGCAAAGGGCAUUUUAUAGCAUGGCCUAAUGUUUCAAUGUAUCUUACUUUUUAUUUAAUGUUUUAAACGUGGACACUGCAUCUGUUUAACGUUUUGCAUGCUGUCUACGCUACUGUGGCAGAAAUGCACUUGCCUCUACUCUGAACUUGUCCUUGUGAAACAAGAUACGAUUCUGUAGCAGCUUUCUUUGUUGAAAUACAAAGGUUUGUAUUUGAGGUUUUGUAUGCAUUAAACUUUGUUUGUGAUACCAUUGGCAGCGAAAAGUCAUUUAUGCUAAGUAUUUCUUAAAUGUAAUGGAUUGUUAAAUGCUGAAGAUAAAUGACUGCACUAAUAAAAUGUUGUGACUCUU
Molecule: messenger RNA, 4589 nt
Organism: Calypte anna (Anna's hummingbird)
Lineage: Eukaryota; Metazoa; Chordata; Aves; Apodiformes; Trochilidae
Gene: TCP11L2
Product: t-complex 11 like 2
Exons: 11
Coding region: 652-2190 (512 amino acids)
Biological process (GO): signal transduction
Source: RefSeq, a predicted model, not a curated record